AUGUCCAUCAACGGCAACGGCUCCAGCAGCCGACAAGGAGUCAACCCCCUCCGACCAUACUACAUCCCUCCCACCAUCGGCGACCAGGCCGCCCACACAUCCAACAUCCCAGGCCCCACUGCCUUCUCCCGCACGGCGCCCUCGCCAUCGUCGUCGCCGCCCUCGCCGUCACAUGCCAGCCCUCCCGGCCAGUACGCGUCCAAGGCACGCGACAUCUUCUCCGACCUCGACUACAAGGACUACAUCUCCGACCCCUCGCCCUCCGUCGUCCGCUCCGUCAAGGAUGUCGUCGACGAGUUGAUCUGGAAGUACUCAUCCGUCUUCCUGGCCCAGCCCUUCGAGGCCGCCAAGCUGCUCCUGCAGGUCCGCGCCCAGGAUGAUCUCGGCGGGCUGGCAACAGCCUCGCCUCCGGCCACGCCCGCCCCAGUCUCCACCAAGGCGAGCUUCAAGAGUCCGUGGAACGAGGAGAUCCCCGAUUCCGACUCCGAGGGCGACGAGCCAGCCUACUUCACCUCCAACGCCCCCACGACGCCUUCACCAGCACGCACAAGGAGGAGGAGAUCCCUAACGCCCCCGCCAGACUCACCCCAACCGACUAAAAAGCCAGAAGUGCCACCCCACAUCCUCAAUAUCAGCCGGCCUGAUUCCAUAAGCGAAGUUUUGUCACAGCUAUGGCAGAGAGAAGGAGCCUGGGGCACGUGGAAGGGCACCAAUGCUACAUUUGUAUAUACCGUCCUUCAGUCACUACUGGAGAACUGGUCACGCAGUCUGCUGAGUGCACUCUUUGACGUGCCGGACCUGGGUUUGAAGACCGAUCUAGACAGGCUUGCCGACAUCGCGUCGCCCUAUCCGUGGGCCUCCCUCGGCGUGGCGGCAGCUGCCGCAGUUGUUACGAGUCUCGUCCUCUCGCCGCUUGAUCUUGUUCGAACGAGACUGAUAAUCACGUCUACAACACGUGGCCCGCGACGAACAAUCGCCCUUCUCCGUUCUCUUCCUUCCUACCUGUGCCCGUCGAGCCUCUUCCUGCCCACUGUCCUGCACUCACUGGUGCAUCCCGUCCUCGCCCUUUCCACGCCGUUGGUCCUGCGCACCAAAUUCUUGAUCGAUAGCGAGUUGUCACCGGCCACCUUUUCGGUCGCCAAGUUCUGCUCGUCGGCCGCGGCCCUCCUCAUAAAACUGCCCCUGGAGACCGUUCUGCGCCGCGGCCAAGUCGCCGUUCUCGGCCAACCCAGCUACACCAAAGCCGCCGACGGAGCGGCCAGUCCGCCCGCAUCAUCGAAGAUUGGGAGGCAUGCCGGCGCGGCCAAGACUGCCGCAUCCGCACCCUUGGAGGCAAUCGUACACCCCGGCAGAUACCAAGGCGUAGUCGGCACUAUGUACGCAAUCGUGAAUGAGGAAGGGUCCCGGGCCGUGCACGCAGCACCAGCAGCAGCCACCAAGGGAAAGACGGCCUCUAAGAAGGGUAGGAAACAAGUGGCCGAGACUGUUUACCGACGUGGGCAAGGGCUGGACGGUUUGUGGCGGGGAUGGAAGGUUAACACAUGGGGUCUGGUCGGGCUAUGGAUGGCUUCCGUGGCUGGUGGAGGCGGCGACGGGGAGUUCUGA
Diaporthe citri is the source of this 1605-nucleotide messenger RNA. RefSeq lists its product as uncharacterized. NCBI's taxonomy places the organism in Eukaryota, Fungi, Ascomycota, Sordariomycetes, Diaporthales, Diaporthaceae. Bases 1 to 1605 code for a protein of 534 amino acids. The record is from RefSeq and is a predicted model, not a curated record. The transcript has 3 exons.